UGGGAUAGAACAGCUCUCAUCAACCAAGGCAGAGGACUUUAACUUCACCCAACAGCACGUCAGAGCUGUCAAAAUUUGGAUUCCAGCCACAAUGAUAGAAAUGUUAUUGUUUCGCCGUGAUUUCCGAGACUGACAUUCCAGCUGGCAUAAAGCUUUUUCCGGCAAUCGUGUCAACUUUUCCCCCGAGUAGAUGCAAGAUGGCCUCGAUCCUGGGCAGCAGUCGUGGCUAUUUAAAUUUUCUUAGAGAUUAAUUUGUGUUAACGAUGCUCGUUCUUAGGGGUUUCAUUUUCUUUUUCAAUAACGGUUUUUUAAGGACACCUGAGACUGUGGCCUGUGGUAACGUCAUGGUUUUGCCUUCUUUGGCAAACAGGUGACGUCACGUUGUAUUUGGGAUUUAAAUUAAGUCUGGUAAAACAACAGCACAUAAAUCAAAAAAAGAAAAAAACAAGUUAAUAUAUACUAGGACUACGGCAGGCACAAUGGCAGCAGUAGAGGGGGAUUCCCCUCCUAACCCGGCCUGCAAAAUCAUGACCUUCCGGCCCUCCAUGGAGGAGUUCAGAGACUUCAAUCAGUACCUGGUCCACAUGGAGACUCAGGGAGCUCACCGAGCCGGCCUGGCCAAGGUGAUUCCGCCCAGCGGCUGGCGGCCGAGGCGCAGCUAUGACGACAUCGACGAGCUGGUCAUCCAGGCUCCCAUACAGCAGAUGGUGGCUGGGCAGUCCGGCCUCUUCACCCAGUACAACAUCCAGAAGAAGCCCCUGAAAGUGCAGGAGUUCCGCAGGCUGGCCAACAGCAACCAAUACUGCACGCCUCGAUAUGUGAACUACGAGGAUCUGGAGAGGAAGUACUGGAGGAACCUGACCUUCCUCUCUCCUAUCUACGGCGCGGAUGUGAGCGGAUCGCUGUACGAUGAGGGUGUCGAGGAGUGGAACAUCGGCCACUUGAACUCCAUCUUGGACGUGAUCGAAGAGGAGUGCGGGGUCUCCAUACAGGGAGUGAACACCCCCUACCUGUAUUUUGGGAUGUGGAAGACGAGUUUCACCUGGCACACGGAGGACAUGGACCUCUACAGCAUCAACUACCUUCACUUUGGGGAACCCAAGUCCUGGUAUGCCAUUCCCCCAGAACACGGGAAGAGGCUGGAGCGUCUGGCCACAGGCUUCUUCCCGAACGGCUUCCAGAACUGCGAAGCUUUCCUUCGGCAUAAGAUGACCCUCAUCUCGCCGUCCGUACUGAAGAAAUACAGCAUCCCCUUCGACAAGAUCACUCAGGAGGCAGGGGAGUUCAUGAUCACCUUUCCCUACGGCUACCACGCCGGCUUCAACCACGGCUUCAACUGCGCCGAGUCCACCAACUUCGCCAGCCUGCGCUGGAUCAACUACGGCAAGGUGGCCACUCAGGAGACACCGGCUGAUCCCUAUCUGACGUGAUGGCAGCGAUGAAACCGAACAGAAGAAUAAAUUCUGGAAGAUUC
This is a messenger RNA of Conger conger (European conger), 1474 nucleotides long. Its product is annotated as lysine-specific demethylase 4C-like. The record is from RefSeq and is a predicted model, not a curated record. Gene Ontology annotation, biological process: chromatin remodeling. Bases 480 to 1430 code for a protein of 316 amino acids. Gene Ontology annotation, molecular function: histone H3K36 demethylase activity; histone H3K9 demethylase activity. Gene Ontology annotation, cellular component: nucleus. NCBI's taxonomy places the organism in Eukaryota, Metazoa, Chordata, Actinopteri, Anguilliformes, Congridae. The transcript has 9 exons.